Frankliniella occidentalis (western flower thrips) is the source of this 1903-nucleotide messenger RNA. RefSeq names its product gastrula zinc finger protein XlCGF26.1-like. The record is from RefSeq and is a predicted model, not a curated record. Bases 166 to 1731 code for a protein of 521 amino acids. Gene Ontology annotation, biological process: regulation of transcription by RNA polymerase II. NCBI's taxonomy places the organism in Eukaryota, Metazoa, Arthropoda, Insecta, Thysanoptera, Thripidae. The transcript is spliced from 2 exons. Gene Ontology annotation, molecular function: DNA-binding transcription factor activity; RNA polymerase II cis-regulatory region sequence-specific DNA binding.
UUGAAUGUUUGUUGUUUGCUUGUGCUGACUUUGGCGCGCACUGGCAUUCUCCGUCUCCGUCUCUAAGUCCAAACGCGCCUUGGAACGGUCGUAACCACAUCGUCUGGGCGUCCAGUACUCGUUCAGCACGGUCUAGCUGAUCUAUCAGAGCUGAAGCUUGGCGCUAUGGUGAAAUUCAGCGAGUGCUCAAAAGAUAACGUCAACGCAAUGGUGAGAGAGGAGGGACGGGCUGUGGAGUCAAACGAAAGUGAUGAGUUCAAGAAACCAUUUGUCUCUUACACAACAGAAAAUGAUGUAAAAAGUAUAGUUUGUGGAGAGACCCACCAAUCAAGUCGAAUCAUACGAGAUCCCUUGCCACAAGAACCAACGUUUAAAUGUGCGGUUUCUGAAAACUGGUUCCAAUCGAAAACUGCCUUAAAAGCACACACUAGUCAGAGUAUGGAGGAAUAUAAGAGUACUGAUUGUUAUGAAGGCUACAAGAGGAAUGACAGCCCACGAGACCAUUCCCUACAGACCUGUGUAAAAGAAAAGACAUUUCAGUGCGAUAUUUGUGAAAAGUUUUUCGGUACCAAACGGUACCUAAAAAGGCAUUUGAAUAGGCACUCAAAGGAGAGACUAUUUAAAUGCACUGACUGUGAGAAAAUGUUUAAAUCGGGUAGUGCCUUAAAGGCACACAACGUUACUCAUCAAACAAUUGAGAGAUUCUUUGAAUGUACAAUUUGCGAGAAAGUCUGCAGAACGAGUAGUGCCUUAAAGGCACACAGCGUUAUUCAUCAAACAAUUGAGAGAAUCUUUGAAUGUACAAUUUGCGAGAAAGUCUUCACAACGAGUAAAGCACUCAAGUCCCACUUAUCAAAAGAACAUUUAAAACUUUUUAAAUGUUCGUUUUGUGGCGAGUGCUUUGACAGUAAUCCUCAACUACUUACUCAUAUAAACUCUCACACUCAAAACGAUUUAACAUGUGCAGUUUGCAUGAAAACAUUCAAAAACAUACCAAAACUUAAGAACCAUCUCUUAACACACACAGGUGAGAGACCGUUCAAAUGUUCUGAAUGUGAUAAGAGUUUCACAUCGCGAAGCGUACUACAGGCACAUGUAGUUUACUGCCAUUCAAAUGAGAGGCCAUUUAAGUGUAGUCAAUGCGCACAAGAAUUUAAAGUUGUCUCGGGUUUAACUAGACACUCACGUGUACAUACAGACGUAAAGCCUUUUCAGUGUACAGUUUGUGAAAAGAGAUUUCGACGCUCGUGUCACCUUAAAAGGCACUUUCGUCGUCACACCGGAGAGGAGACAUUAUUUCAAUGCACUAUUUGCGGAAGCUCAUUUCCCGAUGGCAAUAGACUUCAGUCCCAUCUAAGCAUCCACACUGGAUUCAAUCCGUUUCAGUGUACUGUUUGUGGAAAAACGUUAAGCUCAAAGGAAGCGCUCCAAUCACACAUGUUAAUCCAUACAAAGGAAAGACCUCAUCAAUGCACAGUCUGUGAGAAAAGCUUUAGGACGACCAAAGGCUUGAAGACCCACGUGCGCAUUCACACAGGGGAGAAACCAUUUCAAUGCACAUAUUGCAAAGACAAGUUUUUGCUGGAAGCGCAACUGCAGAGACAUACUCUCAUCCACACCGGGGAGAAACCAAUACAGUGUGCCGUGUGCAAUAGACGCUUCAGACACAAAAGCAGCCUAAAAGUGCAUGCCUGCAAACCCCAAAAUCAAUCAGCAGCCAGCUCGCAAUGAAGGCCUUGCGUGGCGGAGAGUAGUGGGGCGCAGUGGUGGGGAGAACUAAAACAAAGCAAAAAGCGGUCGAAAGCGAAACUCCAGAAAAAAAGAGAUUAUUGCUUUGUUUUGGUUCCUCCUGAGGACCGCGCACCCGUUACUGAGAUUUUGCAAGUACAGAAUGAACUCGCUU